CUGAAGCAUCAUUCUUUGAACAGUUUUACAAGUAUCCUAAAAUCCUCAAAGUUUGAAAUCAAGAUGAUGAAAAUGAAAAUAUCUGUCUUGUUCCUGACUCUACUAGUAAUGAACUAUUCCUUGUUCGUACAUGGAAAUUCAGAUGAACAUUCUCCACAUCCUAUAACUACAAUAGGUCCAGUUAUAGAGAAACCCUUCAACACAACCAAGGAUUCGUCAGAUUUUGAUGCUGAUAGUGCCGACUGCUCAUUAAAAUCUAUUUCGGAUUCUUCAUCCGAUUCUUCAUCGGAUUCUUCAAGUUCGUCAGAUUCUGAAUCAGAUGAAUCAGACGACUUCGCAUGGUGGUAAACCUUAAAAAUCAGCUUUGAAAAGAAAAAACUUACAGUCUACGAUAUAAAAUAUAAAUUUAUUAGCCUGAUAUAUCAGAUAUCGCAAUUAAAGUGUAAUAAAUAAAUAAUUGUAUGCAUCCUUGCAAAAAUG
Belonocnema kinseyi is the source of this 480-nucleotide messenger RNA. Its product is annotated as clumping factor B-like. The record is from RefSeq and is a predicted model, not a curated record. The transcript has 2 exons. The coding region runs from base 64 to 348 and encodes 94 amino acids. Lineage: Eukaryota; Metazoa; Arthropoda; Insecta; Hymenoptera; Cynipidae.